Sabethes cyaneus is the source of this 3333-nucleotide messenger RNA. RefSeq lists its product as uncharacterized. The transcript is spliced from 4 exons. Lineage: Eukaryota; Metazoa; Arthropoda; Insecta; Diptera; Culicidae. The record is from RefSeq and is a predicted model, not a curated record. Bases 327 to 3110 code for a protein of 927 amino acids.
GUAAAACCGCCAUCCAGUGGUUAAUCGAGGACGGGCUCGGUCCCCCGCGUGUUUUGGUGUCUGGACCUGGACGUGAGAGUUCAUCGACGGGAAAGUUCAUCGCUAGCGAAGUGUGAAAGGAAAAUCAAUCUUUUGGAAAUGUCGAAACGAGUGUGGUUUCUGUGGCUAGUGUAAAUUACUAUUGCUUUUCGAAAGUCUUCAGAUUGUCUGCCAAGGAUAAAACCUUACUAGGUGAUUUCGCUGCAGCCGGAGAGAAAGAGACCUAGAAGAAAGUGGAUGUUUUGAUGAACCUUUUGAAAAGGAUUUCGCCUUUUAGAUGAUCCAGGAUGCUGCCAUCGAUCGCACUGAUACUGGCCGCGUGCAUGCUGCGGCUAGCAGCGGCUCAAACGGUCCCCGUAUCGCUUCCAACCCCGGCUGAACCGGUUACGCAUGCCCGAACGGUUCCGAUGCUACUGCCAACGGUCCCGCCAGACCAGCAGUCGUUCACAUUAUUUCAACCGCUGCAGACCAUUUCUACUCAGGGGCCGGUGCAGCCUUCCCCUGCUCCCAGAAGGGGCGUCCAGUACGAACACUCGAUAUCGCUUGGACCCAACAGCAAUUAUUAUGUGUACUACUCGGAUUCGGUCUCGAACGGAGAGCAGCAGCAACCGAAAGCGACUGAACAGCAGCCGGAACCACCAAUCGCGUACCAGCCUCUUGUUGGAUAUUCCAACGAUCAGGCUAGUCAAAUAGUGUUCAGCACGAAUACCGUGCCGGUGCAGCUGGUCACUUUGGUACAACCAACACUGGAUGCUGCUGUUCAGCAGGAAAACACCAAUCAUAUUGCAUCAUCAGGGGCUGCGAGUGCCGAAAAGCAACCCCAAGUGGACCUAAACGAAGAAGGCAUUCAAAGGUUGGUAUCCUCCACUCAGAACUUGGUCAGCAGUGAAGAUGUUAUGAGUAUCAACAACGCGCAAGAAGAACGAAAAGAAACUACGGCGGAUGAGAAGCCAGCAUCUUCAGUGGAGAAUUCUUCGGAAACCGUACCGGAUAACGAACCGAGCGAAAGUCGUAAAAGCGUUCAAAAAUUGAAUGACAACAUAGCGGUUUCGUCCUUCGAUAAGCCAAUAAUUGUUGGUGAAAUGCCCGAAGGGACAAGCCGUACUCAUCGGUCCGGAGAGAAUCCGGUUAAACAAAUUAACGUGGAAAUUAUCCGCGAGUCGGAUGAUCACAAUAGGGGACAGUACUUAAAGGAAACCAUUUUUUCGGCUGGUGGUCAAUCAACUACGGAACCUUGCGAGGAUGAUUUGAAGUCGGUUCCGGUAUCGAUUCGACACGAGGUUACCACGAUUCGACCGAUCAGUUUGUCAACUAAAGGACGGGCUUCGACCGCUUCUAGGCUUAGUACUCGCUUCCGUACCACACCAGGCCCACAACCUUCAUCUACCGCACGCUACACGCCUAAACAAACCGUAACUCCUGCACCUGUUUCUAACAAAUACCUAACUCCGGUUCAACCUGGAUUACGAUUGGUCAAUUUGGAGCACAAAAACAAUGACGAUUGCUUCGAUGGGAUUCUACAGCCUCCCAAAUUUGAGUCCGACAAGCAGACAGUUGUUGAGAUUCAGAAAAGUGUAAACAUCAAAAACAUCCUGAUUGACGAGGAAAAACCACAACAGCUCAAGUCCAGAGAGUUUGGUGCCCGCACCAAGGUGAUCUCGCAACCAAUCUUCAUCGAAAAACCUGUCGAAAAAGUUGUGACACAAAAUGUUUACAUCGAGAAGCCGGUCGAUCGAAUCGUACAGCAGCCGGUUAUCAUAGAAAAAGCAGUCCCACAACCCGUUGAUCGAAUCGUCGAGAAACAGGUACCCGUGCCCUAUCCAGUGGAGAAGGUUGUCGAAAAACCAGUUCAAACCGUCGUCCCCGUUCCGUAUGCCGUUGAAAAACAGGUUCCAGUUCAUCACUACAUCGAUCGACCCGUCACACAGCAUGUCACUGUUCCGGUUCCAGUUGAUAGAAUUAUAGAAAAACCAGUUCCGGUGGAGAAAAUUGUCACUCAGCAAGUUCCGGUUCCCUAUCCGGUGACGCAAAUCGUUGAGAAAAUCGUGGAUCGUCCGGUUCCGGUGGAGAAAAUAGUCACUAAGGAAGUCCAGAUCCCGUACCCUGUAACAAAGAUCGUUGAUCGUCCUUACCCGGUUGAAGUGCCAGUUGAAAAGGUUAUCGAGAAGAUUGUCGAUCGACCGGUGGAGACAAUUGUAGAAAAACACGUUGAAGUUCCCGUUCCGGUCACGGUAGAAAAAGUAGUGGAAAAGUUUAUCGAUCGUCCCGUUCCCUAUCCUGUGCAAGUCCCUGUUGAAGUCCCCGUCCAGGUUCCAGUUCACUAUCCGGUGGAAGUCCCCGUCGGUGUUCCCAUACCAUACCCAGUGGAAAAAUAUAUUCCCGUAACCAUUCACGAACCCAAACCCACGCACGCCAUCAUCAAAACCACAACACACGAAAAGCUUUUCGAUUUGCACAAAUUUUUCGGCGGAAAAAAGAAACACUUCACCGAGCAUGUGUUCAUUAAAGGUCCCUCACAUCCGAAACCCCAGAUACUGGAAGUCCCUUCCAAACAUCUCUUCUACCACAGUCAAUAUCCGAAGAAUGACCUGCACUUCGGGGCUUCGAUUCAAGCUCCCGCGUACGUAGAUUUUGCCCAGUACAACAUUCUUCCCAAUCACUACCCGGAGAAGCCGAAACCUCUGUACGGUAUUCCCUACCCAGGUGACCCCAUCAAUGGUAAUUCCUACCAUCAGCAUUACAGUGGCCAGUACCAUCAACCGUUCAAUCAAUUUGUAGGCAAACUAACCUACCCGGUUCCGUACCACCACCAUCACCACCAGCAGCAGCAGCAAACCCUUCAACCGGUGGCCCAAGCCCUUGGACCGCAAAUUUACCGGGACGAUUACGUGGGUCCGACGCCCCUGCUGGAGGAUCACUGGGCGGUCAAGAGUGACGUCAAGUUCCGCCGGAAUGCAGCGUACGGGAAGAGCCUACGGAUCGAAUACGGUGGCUUCAAGCCACCGCUAGUGCCAUCGGUCGAGAUCGACGAGAACGGAGUGCCGCUGAAUAAGGAGCAGAACGCCAACUAGUUAGGCGAACACACCCGGCGGCCUGCGGAGACUGAUGUUUGUUGAUUUUGUUCGACACCAUGUUGCAGCAGAGGGUACCUUCUGUUGGUAUUAGUUGAUUGUUAUAACGAAAAGAUGGUAUAGUGAAUAGCGAAAAAAACGAGCAAUGGUUAAUGCUAAGAACGAUCUUAGAUUUAUUCGCAUUGUAGACACGAUUCCACUGCCACUAAGUUAGACGGUUUGU